AUUAUACAUACAUCGUUGAUUCCAGUUUGACAGCUUGCCCAGAGCAGACGUGUGUCCUUUGAGCGCGUUUUUGACGGUGUUUUUUUUUUAACUUGCGCCGACGGCCAUGGCGGCGGCCGCGACGGCGGAGAGUGAGUGGACGGAGCAUAGAACCGAGGAUGGAAGGCCGUUCUACUGGAACGCGGCCAUGAAGAAAAGUGUGUGGGAGAAACCGGACGGGUUCCAACCCAAAACGCAGGCGGCGACGGGCAUGGAGGUGGAAGUCUCCGAAGGAGGAGGAGAGGACGGGGGCGAAUUUCGUCCCGUAAUCAAGGUACAAUAUUAAUCAUCUUUUGGACCG
Molecule: messenger RNA, 340 nt
Organism: Culex quinquefasciatus (southern house mosquito)
Lineage: Eukaryota; Metazoa; Arthropoda; Insecta; Diptera; Culicidae
Product: pre-mRNA-processing protein prp40-like
Exons: 2
Coding region: 107-325 (72 amino acids)
Cellular component (GO): nucleus
Molecular function (GO): RNA polymerase binding; transcription coregulator activity
Source: RefSeq, a predicted model, not a curated record